This is a messenger RNA of Anopheles bellator, 1162 nucleotides long. RefSeq names its product chromobox protein homolog 3-like. Gene Ontology annotation, biological process: chromatin organization; negative regulation of transcription by RNA polymerase II. NCBI's taxonomy places the organism in Eukaryota, Metazoa, Arthropoda, Insecta, Diptera, Culicidae. Bases 176 to 832 code for a protein of 218 amino acids. Gene Ontology annotation, cellular component: pericentric heterochromatin; nucleus. The record is from RefSeq and is a predicted model, not a curated record. The transcript is spliced from 2 exons. Gene Ontology annotation, molecular function: chromatin binding.
AUUGAGUAAAGAACCCGAAUCGACGCACUUUCUGUUUUUCACCCCACGCAGCGUUUUCCGCGAUUUUUCUCUGUGUCGAAGCUAUUCGCAAGCCCACUGUUGCGACAAACCUGUCGGUGAAUUGGAAGCACGGGAUUGAUUUGUGCACGCCGAGACAUACAAAACCGUUUCGUGAAUGAAGAUGGGCCGUAGCCGCGAGCCGAAAUCGGUUAACGCAUCAUCCGAUCGAUCCGAGAGUAGCGGCGAGGAAGAGUUUGUGGUGGAGAAAAUAGUGGACCGUCGAGAAAGAAAGGGGAAAGUGGAAUAUCUGCUGAAAUGGAAGGGCUACGGAUCAGAUUCUAAUAGCUGGGAGCCGAGCGAAAAUCUCGACUGUCCGGAGCUGAUCAAAGCGUUCGAGGUGGCACGGGAGGCAGCAAAAAAAGAUUCCGUCAAGGAGAAAGAUCCGAAGAAGCGUGAAAAUCGCACAUCUACCAGCACGAACAGGAAGAAGAAGGACGGCGAUUCGGAAGGAGAGAACAUUGAUGCUGCCACGGACGAUGAGGAGCACGAGCGGGAUGACAAUGGCUCAACCAGAUCGCCAAAAUCCAAAACAACCGACGCGGAAGAAUAUGGGAAGGGAUUUGAUAAAGGCUUCAUUGCGGAAAGAAUUCUGGGCGCAACUGAGGUUAACAAUACGCUGCUGUUUUUAGUGCAGUGGAAGGAUCACGACAAAGCGCAGUUAGUUAUGUCGAAGGACGCCCGGAAGCACUGUCCGCAGCUCGUGAUUGAUUUUUAUGAAGAGCGUUUGAUCUGGACGCCAUCCACAGGCGACAAAGCGGAUUCUGACCAGUGAAUUUACAUUUUCUCCUGUUGCUGAACUCGAUUGUAGCAGGAACUUUUUAUUGUCAAACUUAUGUUGUAAGAAAUGUAAUAAAGAAGAAAGCCUAUGUGAAGACGAAAGAUGCAGUAUAGUAAGCACAUGCUAUAUUUGGCAAACUCCGUGUUGGAUUCCCGUCCAGAAGUGAGCGUAGUACGGGCAGCCUUCACACAGGACUAUGGACAUACACAGACUUACGUGAACUACACAUGAAUGAAUACACUGGCUUUCUAUUACUACACAAUCCAUGGCUGCUGUUUGUGCUAAUGUGACGCUCCCAUGUAACAACGCGCAAAAAACUGCACC